AUGUGGCGUUGCUGUUGUUUCUUCCACUUGAUUCCUCUCCCGUUUCCUCUGUUCUUUGAAGGGCCACCCGAUACGGUGGUGAUGGAUGGCUUCAUUAGCCUUGAAAAUUUAGAGAGCUACCAGGAUGAAUGGGAGCGUAACUGUUGUAGCGCCACCCAUUCAUCACCGCAUUCCGCAGGCAACGACACUGGCCCUCCACAACUGAACUCGCCGCGGUCGCUUCAUGCGUGUAAACUUUGCAAUGUUGACUCGUCUGUUGUUUUGGCACCAGUGUCCCUCCGACAACACUUUGAGUACCUCCAGGGCAACCCCGAGUUGGUUAGCCAAAAAUUUGCCGUUGAUGUCCCAAUGCGUGACGCUCUUCUCGCCUGCAUAGAAGCUGGUAUAACAGGUGGUUCCUCUCUUUUGAAGCUGCAAGCCUACCGUCGGUAUAUGGACCACGUGAAGGCACGAAAGGAGGCGCUGAAGAUGGCCCAAGAGGCUCGACAACGGCUGAUUACGCAAGAGACGUUUGAGACAGGAAGACAGACUCUCAGGGAGGGUGAUGCAACCCUCAGCCCCAAGAUUCCGCAAGAACAAAAUCGGAGUAAUACUGCUACCUCCACGGUUGCAUUAAAGAAUGCGUGUGACAGUAUGGGAGGCGACUCUCCAGAGGAGGAGGCAAAUAAUAGUGAUAAUAAUGAUGAAAGUGGGGAAAAGCCGCAGCAACACCACGAGAGGGCUCGGGGGCAGAAGGUGUCAGCCGAUUCGCCUCACCUUGCUGAUAAUGCUGGCAGCAGUUCGUUGGUGAAGGAGCCGGAUAACGGCGGCAGUUCUGCAGCAGCGAUGAGGCAAGAAAGGCGGAACUCGUCUCUUAACCAAUCGGUUUGCAUCACUGGCCAACACGGUGGAGAGCAACAUGAUACAGCGAAAGGCGGAAAGGGGGAUUCGUGCACACCCCAUCAAUGCGGUAAGCCUGUGAUUUCACUGCCUCACGUGGAAAGCAUGCGAAAUGGCGCUGGGAGUAAAGCUGUCGGGAGGGAAGUCGGAGAGAUCAGGUCUCGGGAUCCCUCCAGUGCGUGUGAACCUGAAGAGGUGUUUUACGUUUACUGCGCAAAUGCUACGGCCUCAGGGGAGGAGGCUUAA
Trypanosoma brucei brucei TREU927 is the source of this 1125-nucleotide messenger RNA. RefSeq lists its product as hypothetical. Bases 1 to 1125 code for a protein of 374 amino acids. The transcript has a single exon. NCBI's taxonomy places the organism in Eukaryota, Euglenozoa, Kinetoplastea, Trypanosomatida, Trypanosomatidae. The record is from RefSeq and is a predicted model, not a curated record.